Periophthalmus magnuspinnatus is the source of this 3102-nucleotide messenger RNA. Its product is annotated as LHFPL tetraspan subfamily member 7 protein. Gene Ontology annotation, cellular component: membrane. The record is from RefSeq and is a predicted model, not a curated record. Bases 353 to 1072 code for a protein of 239 amino acids. The transcript has 3 exons. NCBI's taxonomy places the organism in Eukaryota, Metazoa, Chordata, Actinopteri, Gobiiformes, Gobiidae.
GCUCACAGUGCGCACUGGAGCUGAGUCUGAGGAGCAACGGGACACGCGCCACUCGACUUCUACUGGAGGAGCGGCGCUACUCUCAAAGCGCUCGGACGCACGUAUUGCUAUGACAACUGCGCAUCCACUUUUGGGUGUGACUAAUUUCUUAGGCGUAUGUGUCAGAUUUGGCCUUAUCACAGCUCGUGUGAAGGCGCGGAUGACUUAAAGCUGUCAUUUCUCAGCACGGCUCGGUGCGGUUUUACUGUGUUCCCUCUGCACAUGUUUUGGACUCCAAUGUGGACCCACGGAGGAAUGCGCUCUCACUCUUGGCCACGGGCUGAAGUUCAGGUGGUGAAGGUGUGAACUCCAAAUGCAUCCACUCCUCAGCCGGGAGAAGAAAGAAGAAGACGAAGAAGAAGAAGAAGUGGGUUUUGGGGUCGGUUUUUUGCCCCACGCGACCAUGUUUAGCUGCGUGGGCUGUUUUUGGGUGCUCCUGUCCUCUGCUCUUGUCGCGGUGUGCAGUUUCAGCUUCAUCUCACCCGCGUGGAUAGUGAAGGAGCAGCUGAGGAACAACCACCACCCUCAGCACCACGGCCACAGUAACAAGGACUCUGUGAGCUUUGGGCUGCUGUGGCACUGCUCAGAGUCCCUGGAUCACAUGUACAGAUGCUACACCUUUGGAGGAUUGGGAAAAUUCGCAGAGAUCCCCUCCAGCUCCUGGCAGACCAGUGCGGUGUUGUGUUCGGGCGGCUGUGCUCUGCUGGCUGUCAGCUCCCUGUUGGCCAUCAUCACCAUCUUCCUGCCCGGUGGAGGCUGCGAGCGUCGGGCCUGCACUCUGGCUGGGUACAUGCAGAUGGCAGCAGUUUUCAUCAUGGCGGCCGGGCUCCUGGUCUACCCCUUCGGCCUGAACUCCACUCUGGUGCGGUCGUUCUGUGGAGACGCAGACAUCUACUACGCCGGGGAGUGCCAGAUCGGCUGGGGCUACAUGCUGGCCAUUGUUGGAGUCAUGCUCACAGUUUUCUUGCCCUUUUUUGCCAAAUAUGCACCAAAAGAGCAGCUUUCUCCCACCCCACUGCCCACGCUGUUAUAGUUCACUGACAAGUCCUGGUUUUCUACUUUCCCUGUAUUCAUUAACCUUGGAAAGACGUGGACCGAUAUACUCAAAUGUUUUUUACGCCCCUUAAAAAUUCAAACAGUGUCUUCCCCAGUUUAAAUUUGAGUUUCAUUUUGUUUCUUCUUGGCUUUAUACCUGCAUUCAGUGUAAAAUCAAAAGUAUGUGUCCAAUUAUUUGUAAGGUCCAAAAACACUAUCUUACAUUCCAAUUCUGUCUUCGGCUUGCCAACGUAAAAAUUUAAGACCAAUGAGAUAUUUACCAAUGAAAGACAUCACAAAAAUGGUCAAGGUUUCAAAAUCAAUGCAGCAAGAUCCUUGGAAAAAGUUCACCAGGAGAACAAUGCAUUGGAUUGUACAUAGAACAUGGACUUACAAAGAUGUGCAUUAAGUUCAAGGAUGGGGCAAGUUGUCAUGUGACAUUUGAAAUAGUGCUUUCACCAUGCACCCGGCGGUUAAGACGUCUGUGCUUAAAUACAGUGUAAUUAAUGUCAAAGAAAAGGACAAUGCUCCCAGCUUUUGACCUGCCAAAAGGACAUGUGGAAAGAGGAAGUGAACGUAACAAAAGUGUUGUCAUUGUACCGUCCAGAUGCAUCAUUCAAAUUUGUACAUUUUUUGCUUGUCAAACGUAAGCAAUCUUUUCCUCUUUGCAACAGAGACUAAUUCAGGAAAAAUCGAUGCAAAAGGCAGGGAAAUCGUUUUUAAAAAAAUGUCAAAAAUGCAUGAUGGCUUUUGUUAACGGUAAAACAUUUCAAUGUGAUCCGACCACUUUGUGCCUUUGACAUAACCAAGACGAGUGUUAAUACGAUGAUCAGGUCUCCUCUCUUUCUGCCCAAAACAAACUGUGGACCCUGUUGUGUGGAUUUCUGUUCGACUUGUUGUUGUUGUGGUAAGGUCUUGUCUGUACCUGAUGCAGUACGAUCUGUUUAACUGGAAACAAUCUUUUUCAGAGUGAAGAUGUUUUGUUGUACUUGGGGCAAUGACAAAGAAGAGGAAAGAUUAAGGAAAACAUUGGUCAUACAUUUUGUGAUAUGUUUGUUAUGAGAAGACAAAUAGCAUUUUAUUUUUGUUUUACUGUCGCCAUGUUUUAACCAAAAUUCAUUCAUUUCAUUCACACUGCUGGGUUACCAAGGGCAGGUAAAAUGACUAUUGUUAAUAUGCAUAUGUUUUAAUAUAAGGUUCAAGGCCCUCGCCAACACUUCCCUUUCAGUAAUUUGUUAGAAAAAAACACUAUAUAAAGUACUGAGAAAACCGGCUCUUGUGAUUUGAAAACCAUGACUAAAAUUACAUGUAGAUCAGAUUCUUUCAAUUAUUUGUAGCACUUAUGACGAAUAUUGAUGUACAAUAUAAAUUAAUCCUGGCAUUCCUUGUCUCCGUGAAACUGGUCUUUCAGCCUGAGCUCCUAAAUCCGUUUUGAAUAUGCAUAAAUCCCAUAUAUUAGAUUAAUUAAUUGUAUCCCUAUUGUUGCUUAAUUUUCAACCUCAAUAACUGUGGGUCUGUGAAAAUGAUGUUAACAUUUGUGCUACAUUCAAACAUGAUCAGAAUGUUAAUGUGGCUAUAACUAAUACUCUUUUGAAUAAGCUGCAGUCUUGGCGUGCCAUUCAUGUUUCAAGGAGAAAUUUUUGCUUUUUCACUUACCAUUAUUGUACACUGCCAAUUUCAUUAAGCCCAGUCUUUCCUGUGUGAAUCUCUGUGCAUAUUAAUGUUACUAAUGGUUUAAACAUUUCCAAAUAUGAUUCCCAAAUGUUCUGAAAAUGGAAAAAUAUAGAAUAAUCAUGUUCCUUAGAUGAUUGUGUUACAGGAGGACAGUGAAGACAUGUUGGUAUGACAUUGGAUCCUCUUCGUUGCUUGGCUGUCUGAAUGACUGUGUGACUGCACUGGAUUUCCCCUCUUAUUUGUUAAACAGUUGUGUGUAAAGUCUCAGCACUGGUGAACAUGUUUUAUUAGAGUAGGAUAUUGUUUUGUUUUCAUUGUGAUGUUGAACUGUAAAUAAACUGUUCUUGAUCUCGA